CGGACCAAACAAGGUGACCAUCAUAACAUUGGACGUGCAACUCAUCGAUGGAAAUGAAAAUCUUAGUACCUAAUCAACAACAAUCAUAUAUAUCCCUAUAUAUUUGUAGCCUUGCAUUCUGCAGCCAUAGUUGCUCUUCAAACUUACAGCAAAUCAAAGUUGCCCAUAAUUUCUUUGCCAAGUCACCAGCUGAAAGAAAGAAUAUGGCAACCUCACAUCUCCCUUCAUUUCCUUCAAUGGCAAUGCUCUUUUUUUUCUGUGUUCUAUUGCUAUUACUGGAGAAUGCAGCAGGCAAAACAAGGCACUACACAUUCAAUAUUCAGUACCACAAUGUUACGAGAUUAUGCCACACAAGGACCAUUCUGAGCGUGAACCGACAGUUCCCAGGGCCUCGUUUAGUGGCAAGGGAAGGUGACGGAGUCAUUGUUAAGGUGGUUAACCAUAUUGCAGAGAAUGUUACCAUUCAUUGGCAUGGCGUUAGACAGCUAACUACUGGAUGGGCGGAUGGACCUUCUUACGUAACACAGUGUCCCAUACAAACAAACCAAUCAUACAUUUACAACUUCACAAUCACAGGACAAAGAGGAACUCUCUGGUGGCAUGCUCACAUCUCCUGGUUGAGAGUAACGAUCCAUGGACCAAUAAUCAUCCUCCCAAAGCGCAAUGAAUCUUACCCAUUUGAGAAACCCCUCAAGGAAGUCACCAUCAUGUUUGGAGAGUGGUUCAAUACAGACCCUGAAGCUAUAAUCAGCCAAGCACUCCAGACAGGAGCUGGACCCAAUAUUUCUGAUUCAUAUACUAUCAAUGGGCUUCCAGGGCUACUCUACAACUGUUCUUCUAAAGACACAUACAAGCUGAAGGUGAAGCCAGGGAAGACAUAUCUCCUCCGAUUAAUCAACGCUGCACUCAACGAUGAGCUUUUCUUCAGCAUCGCCAACCACACCGUAACGGUGGUUGAAGGUGACGCCGUGUAUGUCAAACCCUUCGAAACUGACAAGCUCCUCAUCACCCCGGGCCAAACCACAAAUGUUCUCCUAAAAACCAAGCCUGAAUUCCCAAAUGCCUCCUUCCUCAUGGCUGCUAGACCUUAUUUCACUGGACGAGGCUCCUUUGAUAACUCCACCACUGUAGGAAUUCUUGAAUAUGAACAUCCAUCCCAUCACAAAUCCUCUAAAAAUCUCACUUUACUUCAACCAACCCUCCCUUCUAUUAAUGCUACAGGAUUUGUUGCAAACUUCACACGGAAAUUUCGUAGCUUGGCCAAUGCUAAAUUCCCUGCGAAUGUACCAAAAACUGUGGACAAGAAAUUUUUCUUCACUGUAGGACUUGGAACAAAUCCCUGUCCUAAAAACACAACCUGCCAAGGACCUAAUAAUUCAAGCAAAUUUGCUGCUUCAGUUAACAAUGUGUCAUUUCAACUCCCAUCUGUGGCUAUUCUCCAGGCUUACUACUUUGGACAAUCUAAUGGAGUUUACACUACAGAUUUUCCUACACAACCAUUAAUUCCAUUUAAUUAUACUGGCACAGCACCAAAUAACACAAAUGUGAGCAAUGGCACACGCACAGUGGUGCUACCAUUUAACACGAGUGUAGAGCUGGUGUUGCAGGACACUAGCAUUCUUGGUGCUGAAAGUCACCCACUUCACCUUCAUGGUUACAAUUUCUUCGUUGUUGGACAAGGUUUUGGCAACUUUAAUGCUAGUAAGGACCCCGCCAACUUCAAUCUUGUCGACCCCAUGGAGAGGAAUACAGCUGGUGUUCCUGCUGGUGGUUGGCUAGCCAUUCGGUUCUUUGCAGACAACCCAGGAGCAUGGUUCAUGCAUUGUCACCUGGAUGUUCACACAAGCUGGGGACUGAGAAUGGCAUGGAUAGUCCUGGAUGGUCCGCAACCAAAUCAGAAGUUGCAGCCACCACCGUCCGAUCUUCCACAGUGUUGAUUUUAAUACCCAAGGGCUAUACGAUUUUUCCUUUUUGGUCACAUUUUGAGUGUUUCUGAAUUGUCUGCACUUUUCAUUUGUAACUUAAUUCUCAUUUUCAUGCUAUUCUUUUUGUUUUCUUUGAUGUGGUACAUAUGACAUUGACGGAUGGAUGAAUGGUCUGGUUUGUUGGCCGAGAGAAAGAACAGCAGCUGAGAUGUAACAUCCGACGGAUUUAUCUCAGUUAAUUUGUUUAUUUAUUUUGCUUUUAAUAUUAAGUUCAACCAUCCUCCUCCCUCAAUUACUUUCCUUCCUGCUAUCAUCAA
Durio zibethinus is the source of this 2242-nucleotide messenger RNA. RefSeq names its product laccase-17-like. Gene Ontology annotation, molecular function: copper ion binding; hydroquinone:oxygen oxidoreductase activity. The record is from RefSeq and is a predicted model, not a curated record. NCBI's taxonomy places the organism in Eukaryota, Viridiplantae, Streptophyta, Magnoliopsida, Malvales, Malvaceae. Gene Ontology annotation, cellular component: apoplast. Gene Ontology annotation, biological process: lignin catabolic process.